Messenger RNA from Theileria orientalis strain Shintoku, 501 nucleotides. RefSeq names its product DNA-directed RNA polymerase 2 subunit. Gene Ontology annotation, molecular function: nucleic acid binding; zinc ion binding; DNA-directed RNA polymerase activity. The transcript has 3 exons. Gene Ontology annotation, biological process: transcription initiation at RNA polymerase II promoter; maintenance of transcriptional fidelity during transcription elongation by RNA polymerase II; transcription-coupled nucleotide-excision repair. Lineage: Eukaryota; Apicomplexa; Aconoidasida; Piroplasmida; Theileriidae. The record is from RefSeq and is a predicted model, not a curated record. Bases 1 to 501 code for a protein of 166 amino acids. Gene Ontology annotation, cellular component: RNA polymerase II, core complex.
AUGACUGAGAUUAAUUUUUGCCCAGAAUGCAAUAAUAUUCUCUAUGCAAAGGCUGACACACGCAAACAGCAGCUGAGAUACUUUUGUCGGCAGUGUGACUUCUCCAGAGUCUCAGAUUCUAAUAGUUCCUCCGAUAAUUGUAUAUAUCGCACCAGCUACCACUUUAGCGGAAAGGAGGACAUCUUUGUUUCGCCUCAGGUUGUUAAGGAUCCCACUCUUGGGAGGACGACCCGUUGGAAGUGCCUGAAGUGCGGACAUCAGAAGGCAGUGUUCUUUCAGCUGCCUGAAAGAGUCACUGACGACGCCAUGAUGCUCGUUUUCGUCUGCACCAACCCCGGGUGCGGCUACUAUUCUAAGCAGCUCCACGACGACGGCAAGGUUGAACUGACCAACGAGUUUGGCAACUUCGACAAGUCCAAGUUCCAGCAAAUUGACCGCAAGAGGGAGAGGCCUCUCGAUUUAGAGGAUGUCCAGGAAAAUGAGAUGGAGUCGUUUUUUUAA